Messenger RNA from Benincasa hispida (wax gourd), 631 nucleotides. RefSeq lists its product as uncharacterized. Gene Ontology annotation, biological process: negative regulation of abscisic acid-activated signaling pathway. The record is from RefSeq and is a predicted model, not a curated record. Lineage: Eukaryota; Viridiplantae; Streptophyta; Magnoliopsida; Cucurbitales; Cucurbitaceae.
CUUAAACCCUCUCUAGAUUCUCAUAGCCAUGUCUUCUUCCGACAGAUCCGAUGAACAUCACAAUCAAGAUUCUUCCAAACUUAUUGAACCGGAGACGGUGACGGUGACGGAGAUGAAACCGAAAGACGAAACCCGAGUUUUUUACUGCAAAUUCUGCAGUAGAAAGUUCUCGAAUCUACAGGCUUUGGGAGGCCAUCAAAACGCUCAUAAACGAGAGAGAGACAUUGCCAAACGAGAGAAGGCCGCCGCUACCGCUGCCGCUGCUAGAAGUACGGACGCGUUAUUGUCUUUUUACCAUCCGUAUUAUUCAGCAAUGGCGAUUCACUCUCUGCGAAACAAAGACCUAGGGUUUCCGAUUCGGCCACACUCGGCGAUUCGUAAACCGAGUCGGUCCCGGGUUGAAUUGGGCGGCGCUGCUGCCUAUGCAUACCGGUUGUGGUCGAGAGAACAAUACAUGGCAGCGGCACAACAGCAGCAAUUACAAACUGUAGCAUUAUUACAAGGCGAGAAUUUGGCUGCGACUCGAUUGGAAUCCAUAGCCCUGGGGAGUACAAACGCUUCUUCUUCUUCACAGAUUUUUGGUGUUGAUCAAUACAGUAUCAAUGGUCUUGAUUUGUCUCUCAAACUUUGA